UAUUUCACAGUUGUGUAAUCAUGUAAGGUGGUAAUGUAUCGAUCCGAUCAGGUAAGCAGGCGGAUAUUGAGAACAUCUUAUUAUUCUCAACGUAGGUCUAGUGACAAAGGACAGUAAUAUCAUAGGGUCUCUUUCCCUCUCACCGAUUCAAAAUAACUGAAAAUGCGACGGAAUUCCGGCAGUUCGUUUAGCGAUCUGAACAUUUUGUUUCGGUCGGCGAAAAACAGUGCGGUUCACAGCCCCGGGAGGCGAUCGUCGGCGUUGCCGGUUCUGCAACAGUCGGAGUUUGCGACGACAAAGACGCAGAAAUUGCUUGGACUAUGUAAUGACGAGUGGGAUAGAGUUCAACGAGUUGUUGUAUCGAUUUUCGAAGGAAAGAAACUAGGUCAAGGACAGUUAGAGGAACAGAUUAAUCUCAUUCGGAUCGUACUUAAAUCGGAAAUAAGGCAGUUCAUUAGUGAAUAUUACAGGAAAAACCUUUUGAAGAAAUGUAUGGCGAUCCUGCUUACGGGUAUCAACACUUCAAGUAGCGAUGCUAAUUUAAUGGAAAAAAUAGCAGCUGUGUGGAUCCCCUUCUAUACUGAAAUUUUACCAACUCUGCAAGCAAUAUUUAUACCAGUCCGAUCCCCAGGGCUCUCAAUCAAGCAAUUGACGCUAUUGGCUUUUCGAGACCACGUGGUACUAGAAAUGUAUGAGUCAUUGAAAGAGAUUCUUGAAGACAACGAAGUUGAAAUUAUAGAUGAUUUUAAACAUAUGCUGCUUAUACUGCAAGGCGUACGCGAGCCAAACAGCCAAACGCAUCUUCAAAUAGAGACUUUAGUAUCAAAGAUAGUUUACCCGUAUAUUGGAACGAGUAAAGUGUAUUCAGAAGGAGUAGUAGGACCACGGAUCAAACUGUCGACCCACUAUUCAACGGAUUCAUCAAAAGCCAGACGCUUAAAAACCGAUGCCGGUCCGCAUCGCCAUGGAAACACGUUUACAGGCUCAUUAUCAGUGUCCAAUUUAGAAACAUUGGUUGAAGACAGAAAAAGGUGUUUCACCGAAGUCGACAUAUACGCAGAUGAUUCGUUCACCUAGAAUAAUGUUUCGUGAAUAAUGCGCAAAUCUAUCGAUUGGCAAAUUCAAGAAUGUCUUGCAGUACUGUACUUCCAUUGGGGUGUUUCCGUGGCAAAGAAUGCAAGAAAUUGAUUGAACAGUAAGCUUUAAUUGUACAUGGUAGAAGAACCGGUCACCCACCACGAAGAAUAUGGAUUAUAUUAUAGCAAUGGAAAUUGUUAAAAUAAAAGCCCCAUUUAAAAAAAAACCUAAACUGUAAUCAUGAGAAUUGCAUUUAACGGUUUUAAAUUAGUGAGGGUUUGUGGAGUCAAAAACCGUAGCAACAACACAAGUCUUCCUUAUAUAUAUAUAUGCCUAUGGCUGAAACAUUUUCAAAAUAAAAAUAUAAAUGAAAUAUUAAUUUGAGUCUAUUGAAGAACACAACACACUGUAGUGUCUCAAUAAGGGAUGAAUAUGGGUUGAAUUGACCAUAUGACACUCUCCGGUAAUGCCCCGUCCCAUUUUUUAAAAUUAAAAAUCCGUCACAAUGGGCGCAGAUCAUUGGUCACGUUUUGACCGCAAGGUAAUUUCAUAAGUAAAGAUAAUGCCAGAAAGAUUACAAUACUGCACAUACAUCUUAUAUUAUAUCAGGGGCGGAUCCAGGAUUUGAAAGAUGGGGGUUCAAUUUCCCAUAAACC
This is a messenger RNA of Anneissia japonica, 1733 nucleotides long. Its product is annotated as proline-rich protein 5-like. The record is from RefSeq and is a predicted model, not a curated record. Lineage: Eukaryota; Metazoa; Echinodermata; Crinoidea; Comatulida; Comatulidae. Gene Ontology annotation, biological process: TORC2 signaling. The transcript has 9 exons. Gene Ontology annotation, cellular component: TORC2 complex. The coding region runs from base 163 to 1077 and encodes 304 amino acids.